Messenger RNA from Helianthus annuus (common sunflower), 1304 nucleotides. Its product is annotated as dirigent protein 24. NCBI's taxonomy places the organism in Eukaryota, Viridiplantae, Streptophyta, Magnoliopsida, Asterales, Asteraceae. Bases 42 to 1157 code for a protein of 371 amino acids. The record is from RefSeq and is a predicted model, not a curated record. The transcript has a single exon.
AACAUUUCCCACCAACCAAAAAUAACACCUCAAUUGACAAUAUGAUAUCCACCUCUACACUUUUCAAAGCCACAAUCUGCAUCUUUUUGCUAGCCAUUUCUCUAGAAUGUUCUAACGGGACACGCGUCCUACUAGACACGACAAGCGACGUAACGCCUGUGGCCCCGUUGUCAACCAAUGAGCCUGAUACAAGUGGUCCGAUAGACGAGGAUGACACCCCGGUGGAAGAUCCAACACCUACAUUACCAAGUGGUCAAAUUCCUGCCACUGUUGCACCUGCACCAGUAGUAGGUCCCACCACUACAUUACCUACUAAAGUAGCACCUGUUCCUGUUGCUGUUGCCCCAGUGGCCACCCCGGUUGGUGUAACACCUAAAGGAGGGUCAGGUGCUACACCGAUCGGAGGGUCAGGUGCAACAGGGAGCGGUGGUGUUGGUAUUGGUGGGGAACACCCGACUUUGAGUUUCUUUAUGCAUGAUGUUCUAGGAGGGUCUCAUGCUACAAGUAGGGUGGUUACCGGAAUUGUAGCGACUUCAAGCGCUAACGCAGUUCCUUUCUCCACGCCAAACAGCCAAGUCUUUCCGAUCACUGGUGGCGUGCCGUUAAACAACAUUAACGGCAUAGUGAAUAACAACAAUGUUCCAUUUUUAGCCGGUUUCAACGGUAACAGCCCAAAUAAUCCCAACUCCAACACGGUCCUCCAAAACACGGGGAACAACAACGUUCAAAACGGUGGAAACAACCUGCCAUUCGUCGCAGCCGGUCAGCUUCCCGCUGGCAUAACACUCCAACAACUCAUGUUCGGGUCAAUCACCGUUAUCGACAAUGAAAUAACCGAAGGACACGAGCUUGGUACGGGUGUCCUAGGCCGAGGCCAAGGUUUCUACCUUGCAAGCUCAUUGGAUGGGAGCAGCCACACAUUUGCACUAACAACUCUAUUUCAUGGUAGUGACCAUGAGGUGGAUGAUACAAUAAGCUUUUUCGGGGUCCAUCGGACCGCUUCGGAGAUAUCACACAUUGCGGUUAUCGGUGGGACGGGGAAGUACGAGGAGGCCAAAGGGUAUGCGACCAUUGAGAGUCUUCCUCAGGUGGAUGAACACACAACUGAUGGUGUUGAAACCAUUGUCCAUGUUAAUGUGUAUCUUACGACACCAUAGACCGUUACAUUCUCUAUAAGUUUGUGUGAUGUGAUUUAGCUUGUGCUUGUAGUACUUUCUGCUUUAUUUGUUGUACCUUGGAGUGGUCUGUAAUCAUAUUGUGUUAUUUUUCGAUUUACAAAUAUAACAUGAGUUAUUUAUGCACAA